Messenger RNA from Corythoichthys intestinalis (scribbled pipefish), 4572 nucleotides. RefSeq names its product amyloid beta (A4) precursor protein-binding, family A, member 2a (gene apba2a). Gene Ontology annotation, molecular function: amyloid-beta binding; protein binding. The record is from RefSeq and is a predicted model, not a curated record. NCBI's taxonomy places the organism in Eukaryota, Metazoa, Chordata, Actinopteri, Syngnathiformes, Syngnathidae. Gene Ontology annotation, cellular component: cytoplasm; plasma membrane; dendritic spine. Bases 571 to 2805 code for a protein of 744 amino acids. Gene Ontology annotation, biological process: chemical synaptic transmission. The transcript is spliced from 13 exons.
CCGGGGCUGUUGCUGCGCGUGUGCAGUUUUAAUUCAAAAUUCGCCAUCCCAAAGAGCAAUCUGUUCUUUUUGUGAACAACACGAACUUGGUUCAAACCGGGAGGCCAGGCUAUGAUAACGUGAGCUUUGGGCAGCCGCGACAGGAGCACGAAGUGCCUGGAGCCACCAUGCUGGAGGUUUUCUGGUGCUCUAAAACAUUCCAAUUCUUUCAUUCUACACGUUCAUUUGCAGUUUACUUUAACUGUGCAUGGCAGUAAUAAAUAACAAUAGUGCCAUAUUUUGGUCUAAAAAAGACAAAGCUAUCUUUUGCCAGCCAAAUGGAUUUCACCCCGAGCCUCUGUGUGUAUAAGGUGUCUCAGGUGGCCACGACAGCUGCGCAACAUGCCGGGUUGAGAUUGUUUGGUUCUAAUAACCAAUAAUGGUUCACGGAAAGGGGCCAGACACAAUUUCCUGAAGGAGCAGAACCAAGCAGUUCACAUAGAUUUGCCAAGGGGCCGUCCGCCUGUAUAAUCAUCCUCUACUUUGAAGGAUGAUCUCAACAAGCAGCUGAUCCCUGCCAAACACUCCCAUAUGAGUUGUCAACCAAGAGGUGAAGACAUGGACGACGCAUGCUCUGAAUAUGACAAUGUGGGCUCUGAUGUGGAGCAGGACUAUGAUGAGGUACUACAUUUAAACAGGGAGGCCAUUGUGGAUACGAGGUACUACAAGCAGUACUGCCUCGAGGAUGGGGGUUACGUUAAGACCACGGCUGGUAAAAAUGGAAACGAGCGGUCGACAGCCACGCCUCGCCAAAGCAUGGAGAGACGGAAUGGGUCACAAUCAGAAAAUAAGCCCCAUAUGGCCAGCCGUUCCUUUAGGUCGCGUUCUACCCACAUACAGACUGCAGAGGUUGAAGAGGUAGGAAAAGGUCUAGAAAACAGGUUUUUCUUUUGUGACGGAGAUGAAAUAGAAGAGGUGCUGGAUGGAGCAAGAUUUAUAGAAGAUUUAGAAGAGGUAGAAGAUACUGAUCAAACACAGGCUGGCCUUUAUCACGACAAUGAAUGGAUUAGUAAGGGGUGUGAUGAAAGGGAGAAAGAAGAUGACAGUAGAAUGACAAGGAACCAUAACAUGCCGGGAACAAAUAGGAAUUGCGACUCAUCUCAUGUGAGCUCUAAGGCAGAAAGACAGGGAAAAGGACAAGGGAAGACAGCUGCAGCACAGGACAUUGAACACAUUACUUCUGGGGUUAAAGGUUGCACAACCAACAAAAAUGAUCAUCGUGUAAAGACAUCCGCCAAGGAGAGCAGAAAAGCUCCUGUGCGAAACAAAGCCAAAUACAGCAAGCAACACUCAUCCCCUCAUCAAGGCCAAGCACCAAUGAACAGCCAGAAGGCUCAAUCUCGUAGAGAGGUCACUUCUGUUCCCAGACCCUACUGUAAUAACCAGGAUGGGGAACCGAGGGUCAUCAAGCCAUCGCCACCUCUCCGUCAAACACCUGAGCAAGAGGAAAUGCCGCCCACGGAGAGCCACACUCAACAACAAGAAGUCCAGAAGCAGGAAGAGAAGCCAACCCCAGUUGAGAUGCAGCAGCCGACGAAGAGUCCAGAGCACCUCACAGAUGCUGAAAGCAGUUCCCCAAAGAAAACACAAGAAGCUGCUUCCUUCCCCAGUUUUGAAGACGUCCCAGGUCCUUGUGAGCCAGAAGAUCUUAUUGACGGAAUUAUCUUUGCCGCUAACUACCUUGGCUGCACUCAAGUGCUCUCUGACAAGAAUCCAACCAAGACUGUCCGCAUGUCACAAGCUCAUGAAGCCGUCAGUCGUAUCAAGAGCCAAGAUGAAGACUCCCAAAUGAUGACUGAAGUCGACCUGUUUAUCUCCACUAAAACCGUCAAGGUGCUCAAUGCUGACACACAGGAUACAAUGAUGGAUAGCGCCUUACGUACCAUCUCUUAUAUUGCUGACAUUGGCAGCAUAGUGGUUCUGAUGGCACGCAGGCGUUUGUCUCAGGGGUCGUCUGAGGAUUUCUCCGAAACUGUAGAGUCCAGCGGCGAAGGGAAUAGUCAGUACGGCAUGUUCUGCUAUGUCUUUGAGUCCGAAGAUGCCCAGCUCAUCGCACAGUCCAUCGGGCAGGCCUUUAGCGUGGCCUACAGAGAGUUCCUGCGAGCCAAUGGCAUCAACCCGACAGACUUGAGUCAGAAACAAUACAGUGACAUCAUCAACUCGCAGGAAAUGUACCACGACGACCUCAUCCAUUUCUCAAACUCGGACAACUGUAAAGAGUUGUGCGUGGACAAGCAAAAAGGAGAGAACCUGGGGGUUGUGAUUGUUGAGUCCGGCUGGGGCUCCAUUCUCCCCACGGUCAUCCUCGCCGGAAUGCUGAACAGCGGCCCGGCGGCACGUUCUGGGAAACUCAGUGUUGGAGAUCAGAUCAUGUCCAUCAAUGACACCAGCCUGGUGGGGCUUCCCCUUGCUACUUGUCAGGGCAUCAUCAAGGGCCUGAAGAAUCAGGUGAAAGUAAAAAUGAGUAUUGUGAGCUGCCCCCCUGUCACCACUGUCCUAAUCAAGCGGCCUGAUCUUAAGUUCCAGCUUGGUUUCAGUGUUCAAAAUGGCAUAAUCUGCAGCCUGAUGCGAGGCGGGAUCGCCGAGAGAGGCGGUGUUCGCGUCGGCCAUCGAAUCAUAGAGAUAAAUGGUCAAAGCGUGGUUGCGAUGCCGCACGAAAAAAUUGUGCAGACCCUGUCCGUGUCAGUGGGUGAGAUCAACAUGAAGACGAUGCCCGCCGUGAUGUUCCGACUCCUCACAGGGCAGGAGACGCCCUCCUACAUAUAAAGAGGCAGCAUUGAUUAGUGAUGAGCAAAGUUUUAUUUUUCUAUCAUUUUAAUCAUUUGGGGGCUCUUGUUGCAUUCUGUAAAGACUCAUUUCAGGUUUAAUCUUGAAUUACGUUGUCAUAAUGGCCUUAUUAAGUGAAUUCUGUAGUGCUGUGUGUGAGUGUGGAAGAGAAGUAGCUUUAUGGUCAUAUUUAUUUUCCUAUGAAAAGAAGUGCAUUUAUAUUUUAGUUAGUCAUUUUUAUAGUGUCUAUGUAAUUCUAAUGUAAAUACUCCAGGUUACUCAAGGACUGGAUUGAGAGGGCCAUAUUACUCGUACAGUAUAUGCAUGGUAAAAUGACAAAUUCCUGACCAGAAUUCAUGCUAAUCUAUUUCCUAAGUAUUACACAUGCACUGUCUUACGCUACGUAAAGCCACUAGACUAUGUGUUUUAUGGAGACGCUGAAGGCCAAAGACACCCCUUCAAUUUCAAAUGCAGUUUUAAGAGCUAACCUUUACAAGAGCGUAUAAGAAUGUACUUUAUGGAAUGAAUGUAAUAAUGUACCACAAAUAAUAGAAUCUCACUGCUUAAUUCUUGUCCUUUGCUUUUUCUUUUAUUCCGCUGCUGCCACUUAAAGCAUACAAGCUGACAUGUCAACAAACACAUUUUUAUGUUAUUUUUAGCUCUUUUCCUCAUUAGACUGCAGUUCAGGAACCGGCAGUCACAGAUGUUGAUAUAACACUUGAAUUUUUAUAAUCCAACAUACCGCACUGGCCCGAAUAAAAGACGGCCCCAAUUAUAAGACGACUCCCCCUUUUUCAUGCCUAAGUUUGAAAAAAGACUUUUUGAACACCAAAUUAAUUUUUGUACAGAAAAUAAUUACAGUACAUCUGAAACAAAUGAUUAUAACAAUAUAUUUGAGAGAAAAAGCAUGUUAUUUUGCCACAUUCUAAUCUUAAUAUCUGAACAUUUAAAUAUGUAAACUAAAGUGCAAUCACAUUCGUAAAUGAAUGGCUUCUGGUUUUUUAAAAUGUAAAUAAACCAAUCUAUUGUGCUAAAACAACAAAAUUGCAAUAACUGCAUUAACCAUCAAAGUGAAUGAAGUCUAACUAACUGCAGUCUUGAAACAAAUCUGAAUAAGGAAAAACAUUGCAAUAAAAUAAUGCAAACUGGUUGAACUUGAGAGUAGCUGAGAUUUGUCAUGACAGAACAUCGCUUCAAUGAUAUCUGGGGCCAUCAAGCGUCGUGAAUGAGUAUAAUGUCUAGACCCCCACUUUUUCAGCUUAUUUCAAUGCAAAAAACACUGUCUUUAUAUUCAGGCCAAUACGGGUAUAUUUUUUUUAACAUCCAGUGAAAAUGAUAAUAUGGACCAAUGCUAAACUAGAAAGAAAUAAUAAAGUUGUGUGUUUAUUAACACUACAGUGCAUGGAUUCCAUACAAAAUAUUUUUGUUCUUACAAAUACAGUGCAUUUAAACGCCUACCCACUAAAUACAUAGAACAACAACAAUUGACAUUCUCUGUAACAAAUUCAGUAAAUCUUCAAGUCUUGAGCACAAAAAUUUGAGAGAAGGAAGGAGUCAGACAUGCUCCUGAAGGGGGAAAAAAAAGGUUGUUAAUCCAAACAAUCGUUGAUUCAUUUUUUUCGCAUCGAUGUGACAUCAUCAAACAUUUAUGUACUCACCAUUGCAAAUGUACCUGGUGAGACUGUCACAUGAUCAAGGAUGGCUGAAUUCAGGUAUGUUUCCCCAUAAGACACGUCCUCAUCUUCACAGGUUUCCAUACCCACACUG